AGGCGAAACUGGAAGAAACAAAUUAUUUACUUCGAUUUUUGAAUUAGUGCUAGUAGAGCAGUCGUAGCCUAACCGCCUUUUAUUUAUUUCUGUUUGCCUGGUAGUUGUUUGAAUUAUAUUUCAGACUCUUUGUUGGAGCGCCUUCUUGGGCCUCAAUACCACGACAUUUUCGUCGUCGGUUAGCAUGUCUCUUCUUUGAUGAGCAUUAUCUUUCCUCCGUUUUAGUGGUACACGCACAUCCAAAGCAAAAUGGCGAAGCAAGGCGGAGACGGAGAGAAGAUUGACUAUGUCAAUAUGAAGUUUAAGGGGCCGCAGGCAUACGAGCUGCAAUCUGACUAUCGCUGACCGGCCACUGGUUCGACUUCGAUUUCGAAUGAGCCUCUGCACGCCAGUCACUCGUCACACGACACCAUCCAAUGGCAAAACGCGUUUUUUAGUGUAUGCGACUUCGCGAUUAUAUUAUGUAUGAAUAUGCUUUCAUCUUACUCUUACAUGUACCAGCUCCACGAGCUGCUGCGAACAGACACGCACUGUAUGUAGAAAGUAAGAGUAAAAGCUGCAUGGAUGAUGAUCAUUGUGUAUAUGUUCUUUCGUAACCCUUUUGUAACUGUAGAGUCGAUAUCGAACGCGCCAGUUCCGGCGAACGAUAGGGUGCUUUAAAGCCAUAAGCUCCCAAGUUGGCAGGUCUGGCCGAUGCCCAAAGGCUGGGUGGAGAAGGUGCACAACCCCAAGUAUUGCUACGAAGGACCAGGGCACGAGAAGUGGAAAUAUCAAGGUACAUAGUUUUUUAUGAAAAGAAUAAGACUUAAGUGUGUCUUGGUAAAACAAGGAGUUUAACUUUGAUAGGCUACGUGCUUUAGCUUUAAGUAGCCGACCAAGAACCCGACACGACCUCUCUGACAGCAUCAUUGCUCUGCAUUCCGUUGUUGCGGUUCAUCCAUAUUGAAUAAUUUGAUUGGUUUCAGUUUGGUGAUACCAAUUUAUUUAUUGUAGAGGAAAAGCGUGAAAUUGAGAAUGACAAACCACGCCCGGAUAUGAAUUGCCUCUCUGUAGUGACGUCGUCGUCGUCCUCCAAUGUAUUACAUAUACAACAAAAAGACUGGUGGGACCCGGCAAGAAUAAAAUCCACGAAAUCCACGACUACCUUAUUUACAGGGAAAUAUAUAACGAAGGCUGAUGCCUAUGCGGCCAUGAAGCUCUACCAGCUGGAACAGUACAGGACCUAUGUUAAGCUGCACAAAGCGGAAAACCACAAGGAAAUCCAGGAGGCGGAGGUGGUCGCAGCUGGGCUGCGUCCUUGGUUCAAAGAGCGACAAGCUGACAAAACGAAGGUUUUUUUGUCUUUCCUGUGCUUUUCUAGAAACGCAAACGCAACUGAGGUUGAAUUUUGUAAAGUUUUUUUUUCUUCAAGGAAAGUCCGCGCAGGGUCGCCUUUCAAAAAUCGUGGUCAUUGCGAUUGAUCUUCUCCUUUCAGGUAAAGAACGUUCGGGCAAAACCUGGGGAGGCGAAAGCCAAGGAGCCAAAAGAGAAAAAAAAAGUAGACACCCGUCGCAUUCAACCACCUGCGACCAAAUUCAACUGGAUAUACCAGAACGAGAAGCUCUUUGACGGCUUCAAAUUUGUGAAAACAACCUCAUCGCAGAUCUUCGAGGGACCACCGUACAAAGGUAUGACAAUCUUGAACAUCAUGAUCAACAAGCAGCAUCCGUUCUGUAUCUCAGUUCGUCCCCGGUGGAAGAAUUUCACAUACACAUAGUUUCAGUUUGUCUACGAUUAUGCACUAGACAUGUUGCAUAACUUUCGAAACAGAGCAUCAAACCCAGAUUUAAAGCUGAUUUUUCUGCAUCCUGUUGACAACUGAACUUCUACCAGCAACUGCAACUAAAAUUCACUUAGGGCACCCUACCGAGCCCGACGGCAAGGACAGAAGGAGGCACCCAUCGAGCUACCAGUUUAUCGCGGAUAUGCUACAGCACAACCGAGCCAAGACAGAAAAGUUUUUGAAGGAAAACGGCUUCGACGGCGUGAAAGAAGUAGCGCUGGCCUACAAGAUUCUGAAGGGCGAGGAAGACGACUACUGGACGUACGAAAGCAAGAAACCAGGAGGGCGCGGAAACAACGAGAAAAAGAGUAAGGCGGCUGGCUCAACAAAGCAAACCUCGAGCAAAGGCACCAGCAACAAGAAGGGCACGUCCAGUAGCUCGUCCAACAGUAGUAACUCGAGCGACUCGUCGUCGAGCGAUUCCUCCAGCGAGGAUGACAAGGCGAAGGACAAGAAGCCGUCAAAAACUGGCACAGCUUCCGCUUCAUCCUCUGAUCAGGCAUCCAGCAAGCAAGAUGCGAAGAACGCAACUACUGCACGCAAGCCUUCCCCCCCGCCUCCGGAAAAUAAAGCCUCUGCCUCGGCGGCUGCUUCGGCGUCAGGUUCUGCAACCGUCACCGCAACGAGCAGCAAGCCAGCCUUGGACAAGAAUGUCCUUUCGAAAAGCAACCAGGAGCCCGCCGCGCCGUCGUCCUCCUCCUCCUCCACCGCAGGAAACAAGAUGACCGGCAAAGGCAAGCCGGUACCUGCAUCCUCCUCCUCGUCUGCGACUGCGGGCGCUGCUGCAACCGGGAAAUCUUCCGACGACAAAAAGCCGGUGGGAUCGCCUUCGUCCUCACCGCCGGAAACAAAUGAAUAUGGAGAAGAAGUGCUCCGGAAAGCCGAUGGAACCAUAGAUUGGAACAAUCUGAAGUUCAAAGGCACUGUGGUGCCCGACCUUUGGGCGAUGCCUCCCGGCUGGGUGUAUUUGAAAGCGAAUCCAAGAUUCUGCUACGAAGGACCCGGAGCACAAAAUUGGAAAUAUGAAGGUACUUGAUUGAAGAUGAAUAGAUGUGAUGCUCCAAGUUGUACCCAGUGUUGAGAUUUACUAUUUAUAUAUUAGAAGAAGAUACUGUGCGUUUAUAGACGAUCUACUUGUUCUUGGUCGCUUUCAUUUCCGCAAGCAAGGUGCUGGUGCAAGCACGACAAAUAGAAUUCGAAUGCCAAAGCGAAAGCCAAAUUCUACUUUCAUGAACGAAAUAUGAAACUUCGACAGGCAAAUACAUGACCCGUGGCGACGCCUUUGCAGCUAUGAUGACAUAUCAGCGAAAAGAGUUCGACCAGUUUGUGAAGGAGCAUCAGUGUGAAAAUUUCAAGGAGAUCCGCGAAGCGAAAGCAAUCUUCGAGGGCAAGCGAAUGUGGUACCACGAAAGAAUGAAGGACCCAAAUAGAAUCAAAGAAAAUCGGGCGAAGCCAGGGACCAGGGAAAAAAAGGAAAAAGGCAAGGGAAUGAAGGUUAUGAACACACGCUUGCCCAAACCAACCACAUUCAAUUGGCAGCACAUCAACAAUUAUCAUCCGAACACUUUGGCAAGCAGUGCAGGAGUUGGGAUCUAAAAGCAGACAAAAGUUGUGCAAACAUGGUUACAACUUCCAUGUUGCGUAUAGCAUUUGCGUUGUUGUCGUUCGCUGCAGCUCUGAAAUCUCACUUGACCUGCCAACCAGGGCAGAGUGGUGUGUGCCCGGCUGUUCCUGAUUUGGAUUUGCAUUUUCCCAUGUGUUGCGGGACAGACGGGUCUUGCUCUGUGACUAAUGUCCUUGCAACCCGCACAAGUAUCAUCCAUGUUCGUGGAAAAACAUGCUUGUGUGUCCCCAACUACGAGGACCUAGAGCCAAUUACUUCUGCUCCUCUCCUGCAAGAAUGUAAGCCCGAGUUUUUGAAUUCCAUAUUUUCUUCCCUGCAGGGUGGUCCUUCGCGAUAAGCGCUAACGGAUGCACUCGCAACUUCCACGGGCCCCCUCACAAGGACGGGACAGCACGUAAGCCGACAAAGGUUGCGUAUCAUCUAUUUACCGAGAUGCUAAAGGACGACAAAGUCUCGGCUGAGAAGUUCAUCGCAGAGAAUGGAUGGGAAAAGGCGCCGGAAGUGGAGGUUGCCUACAAAAUUCUUGCGGGCGAAGAGAUAACAUACGAGGAGUGGGAAGAAAGAAAAAAGAAGAAGAGAGAAGAGGAAAAAGAGGCGAACCCCGAGGCGGAGGCGGAGAGAAUACGUAAGAGGGAAGAACACAAACUGAAGAAAAACAAAAAACAAGACAAAUCGGAAAGGAAGCUGCAAAAAGCCGAGGGGCGUACGACAAUCAAGGCGGACUCAGACGAGAAGAGUAGUGAUUCCUCGACCUCCUCCUCCAGCUCGGAUAGCAGCUCGGACAGCAGCGACGUGGACCUGGAAGAUUCCGAGCAGCACGAGGUUUUGGACUUCGUCGAACUGCUGCAUUGCUACGACGCGAACGACGAGCUGGACGGGCGGGAGCCGCAGAGCGACGACGAAGACCUCUACGCUGACGACUUCGACCCGGACCUGGAUGUCGACGGGGACUACGCAAACCUGUCGCUUCCCUUCCGAAAGUGGGCGCAACGACGGCAGUUCGGCGAACUCGGCGAGAAGAUCGACACCAUCGACCGGCAGUUGGGCGCGGACGCGGGGGGCGGAGCCUUGCCGAUUGCCAAAGAGGAGACUGAAAAGUUCGCCAAGAAAAAACCGGAGGAGGACAAGGAAAUCGAGACGGACAUGGCCCUGGUGCAGGGCAUGGAGAACUUCUUCCGGCACUGGGACGCAAAGUGGAAAACCGCGGCGGUGCUCGGGGAGGAAGCAUGCGAACAAUCCAAGCUUCCGCUCCUUGCUGAGUGGCUGGAUGCGCGGGAAGCCUUGCAGAUGGGUCGGGAGGAGCCAGCGGCGAAGAUCUGUCCGGAAACGGGGUUGCCCACAAUCGAAGCUGCCCCCGAUGAGGCGACGAUGCAGAAGGAGAUCCGAGAAGCGAGGGAGAAAGGUUUGGUAAAGAACCAAGCAAGCGAUUUGGAUAAAAGCGACGACAACGUGCCAAAAUUGUCACUGACGACACGGUACGCCACCACCAACCGCCCAGACAUGCCGUUUCCGGAAUUUGAUGACGUCUUUGACUUGCUGGACCCGGCAAAUGCUGCCAGGCAACCCUACAGCCUCGUAGACCCACCUAAGAAGCAGCGUGCGAGCGUCACCUGGCCGAAAGAAUUUUCGCGAGAAGAUGAGAAGAAUUUGCUGCAGUCUUUGAAGACCAUCCGUGACAUCGAUGCAGCGCCUCUACAGUCCAGCAAAGACUGCGAGAGCGACCUGAUUCGUGCGUGCUGCUUUCUCCAGCUGAUGAUACCCUCCAACAGCGACUAUGAUAAAGAGAAGGAUAAGCACGAGAAGGAAAGACUCGCGAAACACGCCUCUAGUGGAGCCACGGCGACGGCCUCAACUGCGGAUCCGGAACAAAUCAAGCGCGCCGACCGCGAAUGUGAAAAAUACGUAAGUCAAAGCAAGAGGGUUUUCGACAGAUUCGCAAAGGAAGAGAAGAUGUCCCCGGCAGCGCUAUUAGAUGCGAAAUUGAUCAGCACGCCCGUGGAUCUUUGCCACUAUGCAGCGGAGCAAUUGGAUUUGUUGGUGAAGUUCUUUGAUAAGAAUCCCAGGCUCACAAAGACGGAGAAAAGUGCGCGGGUCAUCGCCUGCACGGAGCAACUUUUGGCCCAGAAGAUCGCGAUGGACGCAGGCCGCGACGUCGCUGACGUGACAGCUGAGCAGAUCCAAGAGCUGAAAGAGAUUUUCGUGAAAGAAGCGAGAAAGCGAGAACUUGCAAAGCGCUUGGAGGUACCACAAGGAAAAGCAGGCAGGUCUGAGCUUUUGUUCGCUGACGAGUCGGAUUCUACGGAGUUCUAUGAUUCUGGGGACGAUGUCAGGGGAAUCAAGCACAACCAAGAGGUGAUCGCUGUGGACCUGAAGCUAAACACGGUGAAAGAGGAAAGAAACAUUCCGGCUGAGCUGUGUACAACGGAAGGCAGCGACGAAAACAGCGAUGACGGUGACCCAGAGGUGAGGAAAAACAUUAGGCUCAAGCGAAAGAAACGGGAGCAAAAAAAUUGCGCGUUUUUUCUCCAGGAGUCCGUUCCGGUCCUAACCGCUAUGAAGCAGCAUAAGAAGGCAGCAGAGGCGGAGCGCAUGGACAAAAUGCAAUCACAACUGAUCCAGCGUGUCGCGGAGCGAAGGCUGGAGCCGCUAACGCGGGACUUGUUCGAGGCGCAUCUAGUGGACUGGAAUUUCCCGGAGUUGUUUCUGCAGGAAGAAGAUAGUGAGUUCUUCCCGACGCUGGAGUGGAUCACGGGGUCGGAGAAAGUCGUGCCCGAAGACGAGAUUUCGGCCGCGUUGAACAAAGUUUUCGAAGGCAAGGUGGCCGAAGAAGAGGCUCCUGCACUGGAUGGCUCUUCCAAAAACAAGAGCAGAAAGGGAUCGUCGCCAAGACCAAAAAAGGACGUGGCCGGCCUCGCAGCUAAGUCAGGAAACACGACUGGACAGCCUGUGACUGGUGACUCAUCAAGCGACGACGACGAGUAUGUGAUACCAGAGGGGGCGUGUUUUUCUGAUGCUGACAUCGCUAUGGACGGAGGCAGUGAUAGCACGACAGCGAGGGACGAAGUGGAAGGCUUCACGAUGAUUUCGGAGGAAGAGCUGCUUACCAAGUUCGGCAGCAAAUCGCACGCAGCUCGGAACGUUUUGAGAAAUGAGGCGGCGCAGGACAGGAAAUCGACGCUCGCGACUGCUCAAGGAUAUCACCCCCUGGCGCUUCACGACAGAACACAAGAUGAUGGAGACGAGGAAGAUGCUGAUGUUGACGAGGCAGGUUCUAGUAGAAAUACAACUUCAGCUGCUGUUGCAGUGGCGGCUCGUCGCGGCGGUCCGUUUGACGGCUGUUACAACCCACAGGUCCGAGAGGCCAGAAAGGCCCUAGUGAAUGAUCGGACGCGGCUCGAGCGCGAGUCCGUGGAGACCAUGCUGCUGAAGAUGGGCGUCGACCUCACUUUUCGCCCGGAGUUUUUCGAUCGGUUCUGCGCGAGCCCGCUGGACACCUACGACACGACCAACAGCGUCGAUUUCCGAGCGAACUCGAUCAUUUCCGAGUUGCUGCAAGUGGUCGAGAGCAACGACGCACCCGAAGACGACGGCUCGGCUGCGGACGAGGACAGGUAUUGGGCCGAAAAGCAGCCGCACCCGUCCACGCUGCCCUGGAUCGACAUUUUGGUUCCUUUCUACGACACGGAGAAAAAAGCGGAAAAAGAGAAGCAGCUGCUGGAGCAAGCAAGCGAGGAAAAGGAAAAAUCCGCUUACUUUCAGGCGUAUCCGGGGGCCUUCAAGGCGGAAGAGAAGGCGUGGAAGAAGAUGCGGCUGUACUUGAUCAAAAAGAAAAAGGCCAAGUUGAGCGAAGAAGAAGUUGAGGCCGCUCGGAUGAAAAUUUUUGCGAACGCCCCGGACUUGCAGCACGCGGCAAAGGUUGCGGCCAGCAGUCCAAACGCAGAGCAACAAAGUAGUGCAGCGGCCCUCCUGAGUGAGAAAACGCUGCAUGUGCAGCGGAGAUUUACCAGGCGGCUGAUGGACAAACGAAAGUAUUGGCAUGCGUACUACUACGAAAAUGACCUGAUGUUGCCAGCGAAGAAUCUCUUGCCAUCCUGCAAACCCCCUUCCACCUCGAGACGGCAGCAGUUGGCUUUAAAUAAUGCUACAACUACAGCAGUAUCACCUGUUUCACCAGUGGAUGAGUCCGCGGCAUCCAGUGACGCGGCAGCAGACGAGGACAGUUCGAGCGACUCCGAUUCCGAAGAAGACGACCCGUAUGAGCGGUUUCUCCUCUCCAUCGAAAAGGAGUACGACGAAUAUGUGCAGAACGAAUGCGGUGGCAAGGAGCCGGAGCUCUGGCUCACGAAGGAGAUGCUGCGGACGGGAAGGUAUCCCAGGGACAAGAUCAAGCCCGGCCCUGUUUUCCGCGACGAACUUUCACCUUCUUCUGACGAGGAGAAUAUUUUUGGCGAUGAGGAUCAAGAAGAGGAAGUAAUAAAUCCGUCCGCGACGCCGCCAAAUAUAUCUUUAACGCCCCCCGUGAGCAAGACGCCGAAGUCGAUCUUGAACCAGCCGAAAAAAACUUCCUCGCCCAAGCGAAAAGAGGAGGACGACGAGGACGAUUCGCUUUCGGAGCCGGACAGCAAGCGUUACCGGAUGAUACAGAUGGUAGCAGGCGACGAUGAAUACGAGCUGCCUGAUGAUUUCGACAAGGUCGCAGGAGCUCCCGAUCAUCUACCACCGUCCGGCAAGAAUGUAGAAAAAGCCAAAUCGGGUGGAGUCAUCCGUGCGUUGCGCGGCGAGCCCACUAUGGAUGACGAGGUAAAGAAGAUUGCGGCUAUGACUAAGGAUGAAGAUUGGAAGAAAUAUCUGCAAAAUAUGCACGCCGAAGCGGACGAAAUCAUCGCGAAAAAAGAAGAAAAAAACAGGAAAAGCAAGGCCUGGCAGCAAAUCACGGGUGCAGGAGAUGACGCGCAGUCAGAAAGCGAAACUGAUUUCGACGGCGACGACGAGCUUGCUGCGAGCUCCGGCUACGCAUUGCUCAGCGAGGACGGCGGAGAAGACCAAGACCUGAAACUGUUCGCGGACAGGCAUCAGCGAAGAAGACGGAAUGAUAGCGAAUUCAACGCGACCACGACAAAUGGUGCGGCUACCGGCAGCGCGGCUGAUAAUGUUGUAAUUCCAGCGUCCUCUUCAUCGUCUAGUACUUUUGCCGCGGAGAUCGACGACACGCGAAACCACGACUACGGCAAGUUUUUGCCCACGAACUACAUUCUGUCCUCCGUGCACUGCCAGACAGCAAGGGACGUGCGCUCCGAGGCGUUCGUGCGCGGAGACACGACGCUGGACAACCUCGCCGAGAUUCUGAUGCGCAUGGUGCUGCACAAAAGACGCAGAUCGAAAGCGUACGGACCCGACCCGCUAUCCAGCAACCGCCUCUCCCCGGUGGUGUUCACCUUCGAAAGCGUGCAGUUCAAAAACCACCACACGCACAUCGGCGAAGCGGUGUCUUUCCUCAUGUCGGAUCUGCCAGAAUCGGUAGAAACGAUAUUUGAAUUUUGCAGCUUUUUAGUCGUCAUGGUUGUACCCUUGCGUAGUUUUUAUGUAUUCCAAAUAAAAAAUCUUGAUUUAGUGCCUCUGUCUGCUACUUUAAACAAAGACUGCAAUUUUAUCACCGUCUUCAACCUCAUAUGAAUAUACAUGCAUCAGAGUCUCAAUCUCGUACAUCAAAUAACUUAUGGUGCACCCCAGGUCUUUCCUGCCGAGCCUGACGCUCCUUUGAUCGAAGCCCGCCGAAAGCUGGAAAAGCAUUUGUCGAGAAAUGUCACUUUCACCCAGAGAUGUCCCGCCGUGUCGACAAAAGACAUGGAUCCAAAAAGUGCCAGAAGGUACGAACUGAUCGAGGAGCUGGAGCACGUGCACCCGUACAGAAUAGCGGUGGACAUACACAAGGUGGCGAAUCUCCAGUGCAAGCAGGACUGGUACCGGAUGAAUCCCAACACGAAUCGCGAAGAGUACCAGAGAUACCCCAUGCUGGCCAACUGGUGCGGAAACUGCGGCAAAAAAAUCACCAGAACCGCACGGGAUCUGAUGCCACCAGGUACAAGAACUAAACUACACACUCACAACUCCUAGAAUAACUAACAACCUGCCUCUAAUGUUGAACUAGAAGCAAGGUGAUGACGAGACUGCGACUCCUCUGGUUGUGAUGUCAGUGUUUAUGUCGAAGUUGCAGUGACAAGUGGAAAAAUCAAAAUGAAUCGCCACGUCGAAUGGUGUGCAGCACGAUUAAAGUCUUCUUCACCUGGCUCGACUGCAGCAAGGCUCAACAUCUCGAGUAAAAAAAAUAGGAAGAUUAUCAAUUAUCACACCAGGUCAUAUGUGGUGGACAACAAGCAAGGACGCAGACGCUCUAAAGCUGAACAAGCUCUAUAGCAGCUACAUGUGGGAGACGUGGCUCUGUCGCGACUGCAAGCCCGGAAGGUACUGCUUACUGACCUUCUAUUUCGCUGUGCGUUAUAUUUUCGCUCAUCCUCAAAGAUAUUCCAUUGUGUGUCCCUAUCUUUUUCGUUGUGCUCAACCAAGAUUCACCGCGGAACUAGGAUUUUCUCGGCGUCGAGGCGCGCCUGCAGCGCAGCUGAGGAAAUGGUCACUUGAGGGUCUGUUGUCUCCCAUGGUUUUUCACUUUCUUCGACUCAUUCUUAUCAAAAAAUUCUCAAGUCACGUUUGUUUCUCGAUCGCACGACAGGGAGAACCCGCAGACGUUGUCGUGGAAGAUUUUCGAGAAAGCGGGCGAAAACAACUGGGAGCACCCCGACAAGCACGAGAAGGCUUCGCCGAAGUCAGAACUUAUGCGAAUCGAAGACGUGCUGGAGGUGGGCGACGAGGCCGACGAGGAAACUGGCUUUCACGAUCCAGACGACGACGCGCUGGCGGUAUCCAAUGCAAAAGUACUUACUUAUCGAACAUCUCGCUGUACUCAUUGCAAUGAUGCCUCUUCACAGAUCCGCUUUCCUACUCGACUCCGCAUGACCAACAUGAGACAAGUGUAUAGUUUGCAACUUUAUUCUUCCGUGCAAAAUAUAAAAUGAAUUUGUCAUGCGAUUUGUACUACUAGUGGGAUCUUCGUACUUUUGCAAUGCAUAGGCGGCGCAGGCCAGCAAAAAGCGCGAACCGAGUCCAGACUCGCCGGACUCCGACGAAGCGCUGGGGGAACUCAUGGCGGCGGUCGGAGGUGGUACAACUACAAGCGGCAGUAGCAAGAAACAAGACUCAGGCAGCGACAACUGGAGAAAGCAGUGGGGUCCGGAGUACGAGAAAUACGGGGGUGCAGGAGGGUACACCGACACACAGUGGCGGGAGUAUUUUGAAACUGCUGGAGAAAUGGGGGAAGAGAUGAAAAAGUGGUUCGAAAGUCGUCACAAGUCGGAUGUCCCCUGGGACGGCAGCAGCAGCAGUCGCAGCAGCCCGUCGCAGAGUGGGGAAAAGAAAAGCUCUUCCUCAAGCAGCUAUUCCAGUGGCGGACAAAACUGGACGCAAAGUCAGAACGAGGAGUGGGAGGGUUGGUACAGCUACGGCAGUUCCUCCGGCAGCGGCAGUAGAAGCAACCAAGGUUCCGGCACGCCGCCCAAGCUCCCACGAAAACAGGAUCCCGAAACUCCCUGAUACAACCGCGCGAAUUUUCGUAGAAGUCAACGUCCCAAAAAUUCUCCCUAGUAGGUACCGUCUUGAAGUUCCGACAGAAGUUUUGACUGGUUGAACUAUCGACGGACUCAAAAAGCGCUAACAAAGCGACCAGUAAGUAAAUCAUCAUCAACAUUCAAGAACAAGAGCAAGAUUUUCAUUUUCGUGAAGAGCACGCACAUCGAAUUUUUCAAUGAAACUUUUUUGAAGUACACAGAAUUUUCUAUUUCUACAAUCACGCAGUACAAAAAAUCGAGAUAUUUUUCGCACACAGGUGCAAGAUUUUAUCGGAUAAGCUACGACUUGCGUUGCACUAUGUGUAAAUACAUAUAGCGACCACCUUUCUUAAUAUAACACUUGAGUACAAGCCCGCGUAUUAAUUGUUCGCCGGGUUCGAUCGGUACAUUGAUUUGCUUGUUUGAUGUCGGAGCAGCUAAUCUAAUGUUCCACCUUGAUACUUUAUCGCACCGGCGCCGCGGUAAAGAGAAACAACGUACGACAUUUAGACAAAACUCAGAAGCGACAAAAACAACCCUCAUAGAAGUGUAAAAAGAAGAAAUGCCGCAGGUUCAUGGGGCGCCUCGGCAGACUGAAGCUGCCUUUCCGCUUCUAUUGAGGAUAGACCUCUAGCUCCCUUUUGGAAUACCAAAAGUAGCUUGUUGCUAUUGAAAGUGCUCCUCGAAACGACCUAUUCAUGCGCAUCAACAACGAUUAAUCGUAUAUAGCAGAAGUAGUGGUGAAACAAAGACAGCGGCAACAAGAGCUGCCACACCGGGUGUUCCAUGAACCUCCGAAGUCACUGAAUCUCUUGAACGCGUCGGAACUGGAUCAGAUUUACGAAAACAAGUCAGUGGUUAGUCAUGCAAGGUUCUUUCGCCUCCAAGUCCAAAGCGAAAGCGCUUCUUCAGGCCUGUCCUUGCUGUGGAUCCUCAAACUGAAACUUACUUGUGGUUGUCGUGGCCAGAUCUUUCUCUAGCAGCACAGCGUGAGCGAUGUCACCCCGAGAGGCGGAGACGAUCCAGUGUUGUUUUUUCUGGCGUUUAUCUACUCAGUUGUUUUGAGGAAGUUUUUGAUUCUAAAGGAAGCGUCCACACAGACCUGUACUAGCUGUAAAUCCCGAUUGUGGCUGGCUUGAUCUUGCUGUAGCGGCGUGUGGAGAUGCGACGCCAUUCCGAGAAAUGGAGGGCCAGCAGCGUGUUGCCUUUAUUUUGGAGAUAUUUUCAAUUGUCAUGUAGUUAGACGUCGCAAAGUCAUUAGGGAACGACUAAGGACCAGCAUAGCCAUCACUGCAGUUUUUUGUAUAAAUCACGCUGACGUCGAU
Molecule: messenger RNA, 12429 nt
Organism: Amoebophrya sp. A120
Lineage: Eukaryota; Dinophyceae; Syndiniales; Amoebophryaceae
Source: the annotation of a GenBank genome assembly